ACCGAGUUGUGGCAGAAACAACCCAGCGAGCAAGCAACCGACCGAAUGGGCGAGCGAACGACCGAUUGUAUGCGAGAACGGCGCGCGACUCACUUGAGCCACCAACCAACAGGCCAAUAGCCCAUGAGCCGAACUAGUGUUGAGCAAGAGCGUCGCUAAAGCUUACACCAAUGCAUGUACAAACAUCCAUACAUCUGGAGAGCGGCGGUGGCUGCGGAGAGACUUUUUGGAGCUGCAUGAAGCUGGAUUGGGGAUGGUUGGGGAGAGCGACUUUGCUCUUGGUGUUGCGCCAACAGCGCGAGGCAUAUUGCCGUUUUUUUCGUUGCAUGCUCAGCAUUCGCGUUCGGCAUUCUUUCGAGUUGGUAGCAACUUUUUGCUGCUGUCGCCGCCAAUAACACUUGCCGCACUCACAGCACUGUAAUUGAAGCGACGAAAAGGUGAACCAAAAUAGAGGAACACAACAAACCCAAAAACAAAAAAAUAAAUAAAAAAUCAAGACAGAAGCACAAUAGUAGGCCGAUCGAGACAGAACAUUUAUGCUGCAAGCAAGCACGGCAACGGCAUUGCAAUUUUCGGUGAAUGAGUGAAAAUGCGCGCGCGCGCGAUUUUCGCAACUUUUUCGGCAAGCAAAUCAAGUUGCAGCCAACAAAGUGCGAGCUGACGUUGAAGCUGCACAAUCGAUCGUCUUGGUCCGGCUUUGCGGCCAUUAUGCGCGUAUCUACGUAUGUUGCAUGCUAGACGGUUAAAGAAACGCUUGCUCGAGACGCGGCAGCGGCAGCCAAGGCAGAAGAACACGAGAAGUGGUGCAAGCCGUUUGGUCGAAUGCGAGUGCGUGUUAUUUUUGAGUGCGAAAACGCAUAAGAAUUGCAGCUUGCAACGGUGUUGCAAUAACGUUUAGGCCGCCAAACGCGCGACAUUGAAACCGAAGCGCGAUAUUGCAUGUGCAGAAAAGCAAAACGAAAACGAAAAAAAAUAAAAAUAAAAAUAAAAACACGAAACAUACUGAAGUGACGAAAAAAGUGGCAAUACGAAACCAGAUGCAAAGUGAAAAAAGCGGAAAAGUGAAUAAGUUGAAAAAGUGUUCCGGCGUUUUUGCAUUUAAUUGCGAGUUUUCGUUUUCUUCACUCAUCGCAUUCUUGUUGCAAGUCAGUUUGCAGCGACAACAUAAGAAAAUUGAUGAUAAAGUGCAUUGCAAGAAGUGAAGUGCAACAUUUUUUUUAAAAGAAAAACCCGUAUUACAUACAUACAUAUGUGUACAUAUGUAAAGGUAUUUAAUUAAAUCACCUUGAAGUACACAUUGCAAUGCCAACGAAGUGUCGCUUGCAACAUUGUGUUACAGAAAUCGUCGUAAAAUUGUGUAAAAGUGAUAAAGUGAGCACAAGAAUAAAGAGCCUCUUUUUGAAAAAAAGAUUUUAAAACUAAUUGUGACUAAAAAUAACAAGUAAUACAUAGGAAAUAAUUAAUGUAAUAAAAGUCAGCGAUAGUUUCAAGUGUUAUUUCGUGGAAGCUCAUCAAACAAAACCGACCAUGAAAGUUUAAGCGAAGUUGGCAUAUGAAAAUAAUAAAUGAAAGCUCGUACUACUUGCAUUACAAUAGAGUAGAAUUACUCGCAUAUCUAUGAAAGGUGAUUUCAACUCUAGAAAUUCCAAUAGUGCAAAGUAAUAAGCAACAAUAAGAUUCUACAAAAAAAAAAAAUCUAAGAAAAGUGAAAAGUGUGUAAACAUUAUAAAAAUCCACUAAUCUUCCACAAAAUAUCGAGUGUGUGUGUGUGAAAUUUAAGUGAAAUUGCGAAAUCAUCGUUCACUGCGUUUAGAUGAUUAUGCAUGGUACCUGGUACAAGGGACCACAAUUGGCUCAUCGCACACAUACCCACAGCGAUUACCAUCGGGAGUAUACACCAACUCAUCAUCAACCCCACCAUCUUCAUCCACACCAUCCCCAUCAUCAUCAGGCACCGCCACCUCCACCACCAUCGUCGCAUUUACACUCGCAUUCUCAUCAUCCGCAUCCAUAUCGUUCGUAUCCUUCGUUUGUGGUUGCACCGUAUCAUGAGUCGCCGCCUACCGCUGUACCGACACCCGCAUCCACACCAAUACCAACGCAUACACCAGCAACAACGUGUUUGAACGGUGUACCGGCACCAAUACUGGUGGAAGGCUCCUUUGCCGCCGCUACUGUGCCCAAUUCAGCCGUCGGCAUCAAUCAAUUGGCGUCGGUGUUGAGUCCAACAAUUAAAAUUGAACAACCUUUUGGUGAAUCGCUAUCGGUGGACGAGUAUGCGCUGAAUUUGGAUUGCAACAUCGAUAACACUUUUCGGAAGCCCAACAAUUAUUCGUGGCCCCUGGCAGCUGUCACGCCACCGAGCACAAUAGGCGCGCAAGCAAAUACAAUAGCUCCAACCAGCAGUAGUUCUUCACAUCAUAUUACUCUGCUACCGUCUUCCGGUUCGGGCACACCGACACCUCCCGUCGGCGGAUUAGAUUUACAUGCCGCGGUCACCGCUGAAGCCACACACAAUUUCGAGAGCGCGCUAAAGUCACCCGCCCAACAACAACAACAGUCGUCCCCAACACAGCAACAGCGUAACUCCGCGUCUGCAGGCCACCUGAGCAAUUCGCAACAACAACAGCAUCAAAGUUUGCAUUCGGCCGCUUCGACACCCAAUUCGCCUACCGCGGUCAGUGCUGCAUCGGAAGCAGCAGCAGCAAGUGCGGCCGCAGCCGUUGCUGCCACCAUGCCGAUUGGCGGGGUUCAGGGGCAAAACCCCACACAGGGUUUAGUGCAUUGGAUGAGUGCCGUUAUGGCCGAACAUAUGACCGGACAAACGCAUCACGAUCCGACAGGCGUUGGCAUGCAUUACAUGUGGAAUGGUAAUGUCGAUUGUGGACAACAUAGUAAGGAAAUUGCCGAUUAUAACGGAUGGCCAUCAGCGGCCGCAACUCGCAGUCACAUGUCAGCCAUCAAGCAAGGAUAUGAGGCCAAAAUGAACGACCAUCAUAACAAUUUGCAAAAAGGUCACUUUCUAGAUGAUAGUCGCCUCGUGGAACAUCACAGUGCGGUCACGCCGCAGAGUAAUCACAACAGUGGCAUGGCGUCUGCCGCAUCUAUUUAUGGGCCUAGCGCUCCAUUGCGAACCGUUGCCACCUCGAAUAGUAGUUCACCUGCUGGUGGAGGAGGAGGCAAUGUUGGUGGCGGUAGUUUGGUAACUGCUGCUGGUAGUUUAGGUCUAAUCGGCGUCAGCAACGGCAGUAGUGGUGUCGGUGCUGGCGGGCUUGCUGGUCUUGGCGGUGCCAGUAUUGGCGGCAUAGCGCACCAUGCGCCGACAGCGUCUAAUCACAUGACGCAUCAUCACGGUGCAUCUACAGCCGCCUUACUGGUUGUACCACAACCGAUUAAUGCGAGCAAAAUGAAUGUCACACUGGGAGGCGGUGGCAGCGGUACAGGCAGAAAGUAUCAGUGCAAAAUGUGUCCACAGAUUUUCAGCUCGAAAGCGGACCUCCAGCUGCACACACAAAUUCACAUGCGCGAAGCUAAACCGUACAAGUGCACGCAGUGCUCCAAGGCGUUCGCAAACUCUUCCUACCUGUCGCAACACACACGCAUCCACCUGGGCAUCAAGCCGUACCGCUGUGAGAUUUGCCAACGCAAAUUCACUCAACUAUCCCAUCUGCAGCAACACAUCCGCACCCACACCGGCGACAAGCCCUACAAGUGCCGACAUCCCGGCUGCCAGAAAGCUUUCUCACAAUUGUCCAAUCUGCAGUCGCACUCGCGUUGCCACCAAACGGACAAACCCUUCAAAUGUAAUUCCUGCUAUAAGUGUUUCUCGGAUGAGCCCUCACUGCUCGAUCAUAUACCCAAGCACAAGGAGUCUAAGCACCUGAAGACACACAUUUGCCAGUAUUGCGGGAAAUCGUACACACAAGAGACAUAUCUCACCAAGCAUAUGCAGAAACAUGCCGAGCGCACGGACAAACGACCGCCGAUUGCCGCUUUAACAGCGAGUGCUAAUGCCACCGGUGCUGGCGCGAGCCUAGGCGGAAGUGCUAACAGUGCGACUGGCGGCAAUGUGAACAGUGGCAAUAUGGCAGGUGGCACUGCGGGCGGUACGAGUGGUGGUGGUGGUGUGAACGGUGCGAGUGCGAGUAGCUUAUCAAAUUCGAAUCCACACAAUCGUCAGACGCUCGGUUUGCCGCCGGUGUCGAUAGCACCCACCGAGCAUUCCUAUUGGCCUAAGGUCAGUCCAGAUUCCGCCGCUAACAUGACAGAUGUCAUGCAUCAACAGCAACAGCAACAACACCAACAGCAGCAGCAGCAGCAGCAGCAGCACAACCACCACCAUCAACAACAACAGCAACACGGCGGUCAGCAACACCAUCAUCAACAGCCACCACAACAGCACAUGGACUUUUCGAAUGUUAAUUCUGGUGGUGGCAGUAGCGCUGGCGGUGGCGGCGGCGGAACCGGUGUCUCUGGUGGACCACCAAACGGACACGGUGAACUGCAAGCGCAUCACCGUAUGAGUGACAAUGGCCGGGAAGAUAUCGUGUCUACACCAUCCACUGUUGGACCAUACGAUGCGGCGAGUAUCACGAAGACCACUAGCAAUUCAGCAUUCACGCCAAUCAAUUCAAUGCCGCCACACUUGAACACACUUAGCCACCAUCCCAUGACGCAGCGGCCGUAUCUCUAUGAUGCUAUCAGCUUCCAGAAUAAAAAUGUCAAUCAAAAUAAUACGAAUUCAUUUCCCAAUCAACUGAUAUCGCUACACCAAAUUAGAAACUAUGCGCACCAACCGGCCGGUCUAAUGGCAGGCGAACACUUACUCGGCGUUAGUGUUGGACCCGGUAAAGAUAAAGGAUAACUAUAUUUUUAAGUGCGAAAGCACGAACGAUGGGGAGACGAUUACUUGGAUGUACUUGAUGAAUAUGUCGAAUAAGACCUACUUUAUUUGGGACGAGCAUUUUGGUGGUGCAUUUGGAAUAUUAUUAUUUUUAAACUAAAAGUCUGGUCCUUCAAUUAAAAAAAAAAAACGAAAAAUAAAAGUGAAAAAAAAAUGGUUAGAAAACGAAAUGAAGAAAUUAGCAUAUACACGCGUAGAUUUUGAAUGCUGCAAAGGAAUGGACUUACAAAGGGCUUGGCUGUGGCAGGAAAGGAAUUGUGUAACAAAAGCAUGUUUUUGUUUAAUUCGUAAAAAAAUUUGGUUUCUUCAGUAUGAAUGUAGUUUGUUUGCGGGAUAGAAUAGAUUCUUAACUUUCAAUUUCCGUCCAUAAUAUGUUUUGAAAGCAGCCAAUUCGCGUAGAGCCCACCAAAUACAUUUCAUAACUAUAAAGAGGACUUACGACUUACAUAAUUGGUUUUGGAAGUACAACCAUAAAAAUCUAUGACAGAAUAAAUCUAUACAUAUAUAUACAUAUAGGAAACUUUAUGGGUGCAGUCGGUUUAAAUUUAGAGAGCUAAAACUUUUCUCUACUAUAUAUACAUAAUUCGUCAGACGAUUCAGUACCUUAAAUUGUCUUGAGGCAUCGGAUUAACUAGAAGCAGUUUUCAAUGUAACUUCACCGACUUCUUUUGAAACUUUUGCAAUUUCCCAUAUUACUUGCAUUCUUGAAAUGGAUUUUAAACUACCGAACAUUUUAUACUCUCGCAAUUUAUUGAUUUGAAAUUGAAAAUCCUAUAAUUAGAUAUAUGAGAGCUAGGGGAAGUUAUGACCCGAUUUUAACCAUUUUUGGUAUAGAGACAGACUAUUAGAAAUUAAAAUAUUUGAGAGAUUUACCGAAAUUUUCGGUGAAAAUUUACCAUGGGGCACUGAAUUCUUCAUAUUCGAGGCCUUCAAAAGUUAUAGUCCGAUUUCGACAAAUUCCGAUUUUCACAAGUGACGCCACAGAUCAUAUACAGUAUUUCUGUAAAGUUUUAUUUCGCUAUCUUCAUUGGUUCCUUAUGUAUAUAUUAUAAAGUAAAGGAUUAAGAUAAAGUUCAAAAUUGAGUUACAUGGGAAGUUGUCGUGAUUGUGAACCGAUUUUUACCGAAUUUUAUUCGAAUUUGUAGAGCAGUUCCUGAGAUAUAGUUUUUGACCCAUAAGUGGGCGAUGCCACGCCCAUUUUCAGUUUUGUAAAAAAAUCUGAGUGCGGCUUCCUGCUGCAAUUUCUUCUGUAAAAUUUAGUGUUUCUGACGUUUUUCGUUAGUGAGAUAAUCCACUUUUAGUUAUUUUCAACAUAACCUUUGUAUGAGAGGUAGGCGUGGUUAUUAUACGAUUUCAACUAUUUUCAUGGUGUAUGAUGGGGUACGUAAGAGAACCGACUGCAGAGAGUUUGGUUUAUAUAGCUUCAUUGAUUUGCGAGAUAUUUGCAAAUAACCGAUUCGGGGGUGGGGCCACGCCCACUUCCCCAAAAAAAUUACAUCCAAAUAUGCCCCUUCCUAGUGUGAUCCUUUGUUCCAAAUUUUACUUAUAUAAACUUCGAAAGCAACCCUCUCACGGUCCCAAGGAACAUGUGUGCCAAGUUUCGUCAAGAUAUCUCAAUUUUUUACUCAAGUUAUCCGUUGCACGGAUGGACAGACAGACAGAUAUUCGGAUUUGGACUCGUCUCGUCAUCCUGAUCAUUUUGAUAUAUAUAACCCUAUAUCUAACUCGUUUAGUUUUAUGACUUCCAAACAACCGUUAUGUGAACUGAACUAUAAUACCCUCUUAGCAACUUUUGUUGCGAGAGUAUAAUGAUUAUUUUGAUUUGGCUAUCGGGCAAAACAGGUUUGAUGAUGACUUACAGUUUCAAAUAUUUGUGGAAACGGAGUGUGGUUGCCAUCUCUUUCAGAAUUUUAUAUCCAUAAAAUGAAUAAAAUAAAGUAAUUAUUGCAAUCUGGUGGCUUGAUGACUACGUUGAAGAGACUUGCGGUUACAAUUUUUUUCGAGAAAGUUUGCUUUUGCACAUAUUUUUUUAUUGAGUGCAUAAGGCAGAAAUCUUCAUAAAGAUUUCCACCAACAUUUAUAAAGUUACGCAUUUCAUUUGCAUUGUUAGGAAUUUCUCGUAAAAAGACUGAACAAAUGAACUAGUGUAAAACAAAGAUGACGAUUAUCAAGAAAAUAUUAGUUUCUGCCUACAUGCAAGAUCGUUAAUGAAACAAGCAGAUCCGACUAUCUAGGUAAUGCUAUAAAGAGAGAGAAUGAGAACCAUGAGAUCAGGUACCAUAAGUAACUAACGCACUGGUGUUAAACAGUUCCACUGGCGCUCACCAGCAACCUACUAACUAAUUCAAUUGAUUAAUUAACUAAUUAAUAAUGUAACACUACACAAGUUGAAGUAAGAAACACACGGACAGCAGAGCAUAAAAUCAACACAUUUAAAAAUAGUGAAUUUUUUCAAAUGAAUGUAAGUACAGUAGUUUAAGUAAGAAGCAGGUGAGAAAUGAUAUCGUUACUUGUAAUUCCUUAUUGAUUUUGGUAUAUGUGUGUGUGUAAAUUGAUUUAAGCGCAUUUAUGUAAAAAUCUUAGUAACUAAUGGGUUCAAAUACAUAAAUACCACAACACAUUCGAAUGUUUAACUGUAAUUUAGUUAAGUGUAACUGUAAACUAAAUAUUGGUAAACUACAAUUAAUACGAAACGAAAAAGCCGUCACAGUGAGAGUAAAGUAUGCAGUAAAUAUGUAUUGGCGUUGUCAGACAUACAUACAUACAUAUGUAUGCAUGUAUGUGCAGACGAGAAUCACUUCAACUGUAUUUUAGAUAAUGAAAAGAGUAAAUUGAAAUGAAAUAUUUGUAAAAAUAACAAUACAAACAUACUUACAUAGAUAAUAUAAAAAAUUAAACUAAAUUACAAUAACUGUUAAUGCAUAUUUAAAUACAACUAAGAAACUUAUAUUAAUUGAUUAUAAAUCAGCAUUUUUUAAUAUUACAUAUAUAUUUAUAAUAAGCACACGAGUGUUGCAUACUU
Molecule: messenger RNA, 7925 nt
Organism: Zeugodacus cucurbitae (melon fly)
Lineage: Eukaryota; Metazoa; Arthropoda; Insecta; Diptera; Tephritidae
Product: zinc finger protein rotund
Exons: 8
Coding region: 1814-4864 (1016 amino acids)
Biological process (GO): regulation of transcription by RNA polymerase II; central nervous system development
Cellular component (GO): transcription regulator complex; nucleus; PcG protein complex
Molecular function (GO): DNA-binding transcription factor activity, RNA polymerase II-specific; RNA polymerase II cis-regulatory region sequence-specific DNA binding
Source: RefSeq, a predicted model, not a curated record